AUGAAAAUUGAUCGUUUUGAGGUUCUGCUCAGUAAUGAAUCGCAGAAACCAUAUAUCGGCGGUGAAACUUUACAGGGUCAGAUAGAAAUUAAUGUCAGAGAGAAGAUUAAAAUUGCCAGAUUGACGGUUAAACUUGUUGGCCAAGCUCAAACCAGUUGGCGUAACAAGGACAGCGAUUUAACUUAUGAAAGUAAUGAACAAGUGCUCAAUGAAUAUAUUGAUUUAACCAGGUCUUUGAUUAGUCACUGCGACGAUAACCUUUGCUUAACCGAAGGCCGUCAUAAUAUAUGCUUUCAAGUCCCGCUACCCCUUGAUGUAAUCUCAUCAAUUGAAAAGGAAGGUUACGGGUGGGUACGAUACACAUGUAUUGCAACUUUAGACCUUCCCGAAGAUGAAACUCGAGAAAUGAUCGCAGAGCGUAAUUUCUCGGUAUGUUCGGUGCUGAACCUGGAUGCUCCUUACAUGAGACAACCAGCUAGCAGCCGUGAAGAAGCAGUUGUUACCGGUUGUUGUUGUAAAAGAAAACUUGGAGUUGUAUCUGCACAAAUGACAGUAGCCGAUAUGGGCCUUCUUCCGGGUGAAACUGUGCAAAUAACGUUGACAAUUGAAAAUGGUGUCAAAAAACGGAAGUUCAAAAAACGACGAGAUAUGGCUCGUGAAUGUGUUUUAAUAUCUCUAUGCCAACAACUUGAUUUUAUUUCACAGAAUCGAUACGAGCUCCAUCUUUAUGACAAAAAAUCGCUCACAAUUGCUGUUGAAUCUCAUGGUACCUGUAAAGCUAGUCCAGGUAGUGGACCCGAGACGAAGUUUAUUGACUUUACCAUUCCGCCGGGACUUCAACCGACGUCCACCAGAGCAAAUGGCCUUAUAACGAUAAGCUAUUUUUUUAAGUUAGAUAUGCAUACCUUUGAUGUUAUUGUUCCAGUUAUAAUUGGUUCUGUUAAGACACCAGAUUCAGCUUUAAGUUUAGCGCAAUAA
This is a messenger RNA of Enterobius vermicularis (human pinworm), 978 nucleotides long. The record is from the annotation of a GenBank genome assembly. Lineage: Eukaryota; Metazoa; Nematoda; Chromadorea; Rhabditida; Oxyuridae.